AUGGCGCCGAGGAAGAGUGAAGGAGAUGGAGAAGAGAAGGCGAAACCUGUGAUAACGGCGUCGACUCGAGUGACUCGGAGCAUGGGUUGUCGUACUCGGAGUGAGACUCAGAAAAACGGCGCUAAACCGUCUGGAUCUGCCACCAAGCAGGUGAAGCUUGCGUCGCCGAAGAAGGCGAAGAGGAAGAAGCCAGCGAUUGCGACUGGGAGAGCAAAGAAGGGAAAGAAGGAAGAGGAAGCAGUUGAGGAAGUCGAGAAGGAAGAGGAAAAAGAGGAGGCUGAGGUUGAAGACCCGACGAAACCGAAGAUCGUGAUAGAGCACUGUAAACAAUGCAAUGCUUUCAAGACAAGGGCCAUUCAGGUGAAGGAAGGUCUUGAGGGAGCUGUUCCUGGCGUCACUGUAACUCUGAAUCCUGAAAAGCCAAGGAGGGGUUGCUUUGAGAUCCGGAAGGAAGGUGGCGAAACAUUCAUCAGUCUUUUGGAGAUGAAACGUCCAUUUGCUCCAAUGAAGGCACUUGAUAUGGAAGAAGUCAUCGAGGAGAUCAUAAACAAAAUCAAAUGA
Messenger RNA from Microthlaspi erraticum, 561 nucleotides. The record is from the annotation of a GenBank genome assembly. NCBI's taxonomy places the organism in Eukaryota, Viridiplantae, Streptophyta, Magnoliopsida, Brassicales, Brassicaceae.